CUACAUUUCAAAUUCAAAAGUGGUAUAGUCCUAUGGUUGUUUAGGCAACGGCGAGGUACGGAGGAAAGCGAUUGGCUGAAUCAGAGCUGUGGAGUCUGUCGGUUCGUUGAGCUCGUGAGGGGCUUGUCUCAGGGAAGGAGCCAGUAUGGAGUCAUCGCGGGACGUUCGAAUGUUUAAACGGAACGAUAGGACAAGGUCCACCAUAUCGACCUGCUCGUCCCUCGCCAUGGAGAUGAAAAGGAAGAAGAUAAGAGACGGUGUUUUGCUUGCACAAAACGAGGACUGUAAUCUCCAGGAGAAGAUAGACUUUGAGAUGCGAAUGAGAGCAGGGGCAUAUAAGCUUCUGGUGGCCAGUUCUAAGAGAGAACAGAUCCUGGAUGCAGCAAAGAGCCUGUUGACCUGCAAUGUGCGAAUCAAAGCCUACAUGAGCGAGGCCCAGAGGAGGAAGGAGCAGGGAGAUGUGCCUGAAAGACUUAGAUGGAGGACCUCCGAUUCACAGAACGGCGUGCCUUGCAAGGGCAAAGUUGCAAUAACUGGUUUGCGGCUUCCACUAUUUUGGAAGGAUUCUGAACACUUUAACACUAAAGGGAACUCUCAGCGGGUUGCAGUCUUCUGUCUAAUGAAGCUUGGCUCUGAGAUAUUUGACACAGAAAUGGUGAUUGUAGACCGAACAGUGACUGAUAUCUGUUUUGAGGGUGUAACUAUCUUUUCUGAGGCUAAGCCAGACUUUGAACUAGCUGUUGAGCUAUACAGCUGUGCACUGGAAGAGGAGGGACCUUUGGUCAACACGCCAAAAAAAUUGGCCAGGAAGCUGAGGUCCUCUUUUGGGAAGGGAGCUGGAAGGAAACUCUGCCCUCUUCUGGAUGGAGGAGAUCCUGAUUCUUUUCUUCAGUCCAAUCCAAUUCCACCUGGAGCAAAAUAUUCACUUUUGGCAUACACAACUCUGGGACUGGAGCAGACCGGGAAGUCAUUCCAGUCUCAUUCACUUGUAGUUUUACGGAGUGUAGAAACAUCAUGGCUGCCUCUCUAUGGGAACUUGUGCUGUCAGCUGGUGGCACAGCCUGACUGCAUGACACAGGAUAUGAUGGGCGGUUAUCUUAGCCAGCAGCAAAGUAUUGAGGGUUUGCAGCACUGCUGCAGGCUGUACUGUGUGCUGAAAGCUGGUCAAAUCUCCUGUUACUUCAGUCCUGAGGAGAUUCAAGCAAAGAUGGAGCCCAGUGUAAUAAUCCCCAUAAAUAAGGAUACUCGCCUUCGUGUAGUGGAGGGUAACCCGAAAGGUGGGGCUAGGCUGAGCAUCAUUAAUCCAGGAACAGAAGACCCUGCUAGCCAUAUAUUCAUAGCUGAGACACCUGACUUACUGCAGGACUGGCUCAGUGCCCUAUUGCAACACAUCUAUGACCAGAGUCAGUGGCAGCACACCUGUGAUAAGCUGAUGGAAAUUGAGGUUUUGUCCCCACGGAAACCCCCACUUUUUCUUACAAAGCAAGCUGACUCGGUCUACAAUGAUCUCAGUAUCGGUUCACCAGGCAAAUUUGAGAGUUUAACAGACCUAAUUCAUAAUAAGAUCGAAGAAACAGAUGGGCGCUUUCUUAUUGGUCAGGAGGAGGAAAGGGAGCCUCCUCAUUGGACAGCACUGUUCGAAGGCUCCCGACCAAUGUUGGUGCAGAAGACUGUGUUGUCCCCUGGAAAAAACGGCUCCCAGUUCAUGACCAGUCCAGGCUUAAACAGCAGCAAGAAGAGAAGAGCACCUCCACCACCCCCUGACAAAUUACCAUUUGUCCAUCCAUCUGUCCACACACCAUGUCCUCCAUCAUACCCAGAAAAAGAAAACUCCAACAAGGGGAUCAGGCCUCGGACCGGGCGUCCAUCACUGGAUGCUAAAUUCUCAGCCAUCAUUCAUCAAUUACAGAAGACCCAUGGACCCACUCGCAAAAAUCCACCUUUAGCCCAGGUCGAGCCCUCUCAAAACCUUUACAUUCCAGUCAAGAUGGAAACAGAGCUCAACCUGUCUGAACAUGCAGAAAAAGCAAGCACCCCAGCCCCUCAGCCACCUCAGCCUGCCCCAAGAAACAAACUGAGGAAGUCUUUUAGAGAGAAGAUGAACCCCAAAGCUUGGUGAAAAA
Messenger RNA from Hemibagrus wyckioides, 2123 nucleotides. RefSeq names its product rhotekin 2 (gene rtkn2). The transcript has 12 exons. Gene Ontology annotation, biological process: signal transduction; hemopoiesis; positive regulation of cell population proliferation. Lineage: Eukaryota; Metazoa; Chordata; Actinopteri; Siluriformes; Bagridae. The record is from RefSeq and is a predicted model, not a curated record. The coding region runs from base 146 to 2119 and encodes 657 amino acids.